This is a messenger RNA of Ostrinia nubilalis (European corn borer), 4380 nucleotides long. RefSeq lists its product as uncharacterized. NCBI's taxonomy places the organism in Eukaryota, Metazoa, Arthropoda, Insecta, Lepidoptera, Crambidae. Gene Ontology annotation, molecular function: aspartic-type endopeptidase activity. The record is from RefSeq and is a predicted model, not a curated record. Bases 1 to 4380 code for a protein of 1459 amino acids. Gene Ontology annotation, biological process: proteolysis. The transcript has 3 exons.
AUGGCAGAGAGAUCCAAUAGUCCAAAAUUCGAGAGACCCGAAGUGGUUCUAACAGACGUAGAUGACGAAGGCCAGGACCAGCAUUUACCCCCUCCUGGACCUUCUACUAGAUCCCAGAGUAAGAGAAAAACAGCAGUAGUAGUCAAAUCAGAAAUCGAAUUAUCCACCUUACUCAAAUUCAUUAAACCCUACGACGGUUGCCGCGAGCAACUAAAUUCAUUCCUUGUAAAUUGCAAUAACGCAUACGAACUAGCAUCAGAAUCCCAAAGGGACAUACUUUUUAAAUAUAUUCUAUGCCAGCUGCAGGGCAAGGCCGAAACGGCUUGCUCUAUCAAAGAGUUCGCCAACUGGCAUCAACUAAAAGAUUUCCUCAAAACCCAGUUCAGUGAGAGGAAACAUUACGCUCACCUCCUCACUGACCUGCAAGAUUGCAAACAAAACCCGACUGAACCUGUUAGCCAGUACGCUCUAAAAAUUGAGACCUGUUUGUCCCAACUAUUAACAGAAAUUUCGAUCUCACACGGACACAAAAGCCGAGAGAUGAUUGGGAGAACCGCGGCAAUGGAGGAACUUGCCCUCCACCAUUUUCAAAUGGGCCUAUUGCCCCGGUUGUCCACAUUCGUUAGGUGCAAAUCGCCUCGAUCCCUAAACGAAGCGAUUAACAUUGCUAUAUCCGAAGAAAGAAUCCAACAGGCGCUAUCCAGGCCAAAUCCAAAUCAAUUUAACCGUAACCGUAACCAAAACUUUUCUAAGCAAUCGAAUCAAAGAUCAAAUUUCGGCCCCAGCCGGCCUAACAACAAUUCUAAUUCCAACAACAAUUCCAACUCCAACAACAAUUCCAAUUCCAACAACAAUUCCAAUUCCAACAAUUAUUCCAAUUCCAACAACAAUUCUUCCCGUCCGUUCUGCAGAUAUUGUAAAAACGCAGGACACACCCUGGAGCAAUGUCGCAAAAGGGAAUUUAAUAAUAACCGUUUCCGCAACUUUGAUCGAAACCAGCCCGGACCAUCCCAUCGAGUUCACUUCGUGUCCGAUGAAUCAUCGGAACCCAUCGAUGACGAAUAUCCGUCCGAACCAACCGACGGGUAUGAUACCCAGCCUAUCAAGGUUGACCUGCCAAAAUGUACUAAAUCCUCUGUAUCCGUGCAGCAGCCUAUCAAGGUUGACCUGCCAAAACGUGCUAAAUCCUCUGUAUCCGUGCAGCAGCCUAUCAAGGUUGACCUGCCAAAACGUGCUAAAUCCUCUGUAUCCGUGCAGCAGCCUAUCAAGGUUGACCUGCCAAAACGUGCUAAAUCCUCUGUAUCCGUGCAGCAGCCUAUCAAGGUUGACCUGCCAAAUCCUGCUAAAUCGAAUAUAUUCGAAAUCAUCAACAAUCCUGCAAAGACAUUACUACCUCAUGUCCUAGUAAAAUCCUCUGUAUCCGACAUCCCAUUAUCAUUACUAGUCGACUCAGGAUCCUCAGUAAGUCUGCUGAAACAUUCAUGUAUCCAAAAACAUCCUAAACUCACCAAAGAAACCAUCCAAUUGAAAGGAAUUGACCCUGCUGAAGAAACAAUCCACACCAGAGGUCACUUCCAAUUGAAAUUACAAUUUCCCAAAUUAAAUGUAUCACAUUCAUUCCAUGUCAUAGACGCAAUACAUUUACCCUACGAUGGAAUAAUCGGUUCUGACAUGCUCAAUGCUCAUAGUUGCAGCAUCAAUUAUAACAAAAACCUUCUAUACCUCAGUAAAACGUCCAUUAAAUUACAUUUCCAUGAUCCUGCCUACAUUAUACCUCCCAGAACCGAAACCAUCAUUGAAUGUUCAGUAUCGAAUCCUGAAAUAAAACAAGGAUUAAUCCUCGACCAAAAAGUUUCCGAUAACCUAUUAAUUGCAAAUUGCCUAGUAGUUGUCAAAAAUAAUAACAGAAUAAAUCUAUCCGUGAUAAAUACGUCAGAAAACCCUAUUACCUUAAAAUCCGAUUUGAAUCUCAAACUCAGUCCUUUAGAUUGCGAAUCCGAAUUCACAAGCCAACCUCCCGCCUUAAUAAACCACGUAAAUGUUGCGACAGAUUGUCAUAAACGUACCGGAGAAGUCCUCAAACAACUACGUGUUUCUCAUCUCAACCAUGAAGAAAGAGAGUCACUCUUUCAACUAUGCUCCGAGUUUUCCGACAUUUUCCACCUUCCCGGAGAAAAUCUAACUUACACCAACGCCCUGAAACACGAAAUCAAAACCACUACAGAUGUUCCUAUACACGUCAAAUCCUAUCGAUUUCCCGAAAUCCACAAAGCCGAAGUACGUAAACAAAUUGACAAAAUGUUGGAACAAAACAUCAUAGAACCCUCUGAUUCCCCAUGGUCGUCACCCAUUUGGGUCGUUCCCAAAAAGCUAGACGCUUCCAACACGCAAAAAUGGCGCGUGGUAAUUGACUACCGAAAGUUGAACGACAUCACUAUCGGAGACACUUACCCUAUCCCUCAGAUUACCGAGAUAUUGGAUCAACUCGGUAGUAGUUCCUACUUCUCUACCUUGGACCUGGCAUCUGGGUUCCAUCAAAUCCAGCUGAAUGAAGCUGAUAAACCCAAAACAGCCUUCACAGUCCCCGAAGGGCAUUUCCAAUUCACUCGCAUGCCGUUUGGGCUCAAAAAUGCUCCUUCAACGUUCCAGAGACUCAUGAACUCUGCCUUGUCAGGCCUCCAGGGCAUCCGAUGCUUUGUCUACUUGGACGAUGUCGUCUCAUAUGGACACGACCUAAAUUCCUGUAUCAGCAAUUUAAGAACCAUUUUCCAGAGAAUCCGCGAUUUCAACUUAAAACUACAACCCGACAAAUGUGAGUUCCUAAGACGUGAAGUUUGUUACUUAGGCCACAUCAUCACCGAACAAGGUGUCAAGCCAAACCCUGAAAAGGUCAAAGCUGUAACUGCAUUUCCAACUCCUGAAACCCCAAAAGACAUCAAAUCGUUCCUCGGUCUUGUAUCAUACUACCGACGUUUUAUUCCUGACUUUUCUAAAACUGCCAAGGCCCUUACUAGUCUGCUGAAAAAAGAUACACCCUUCGUAUGGGAGAAUCAACAGCAACUAGCUUUCGAUACCCUGAAACAUAAACUAACAACUGCUCCACUCCUUGUAUAUCCAGAUUUUUCAAAGCCAUUCAUACUUACCUGCGACGCGUCCAACCACGCUGUUGGUGCCGUCCUAUCCCAGGGUCCUGUUGGCAAAGACCAACCAGUCGCUUUUGCGUCACGAACCCUCAACAAAAGCGAAUGUAAUUACAGCACCACUGAAAAAGAGUUGCUAUCCAUAAUAUACGGUUGCAAAACGUUUCGUCCCUACCUCUAUGGACGCAAAUUCCUCAUCAUCACCGACCAUCGACCCCUAAAAUGGCUAUUCAACCACAAAGAUCCUAGCAGCAAACUCCAAAGAUGGAGAUUAAAACUGGAAGAGUAUGACUAUGAGAUAACUUACCGUAAAGGCAAAUUAAACUCCGCCGCUGACGCGCUCUCCAGAUAUCCUGUAAAUCCUGUAAUUCCUACUAAUCCUGUGGACCAAACGAACAACCCUGACUCUCCUAAUCCGUCGCCAGGACAAAAUCCAGUGAAUCCUCCUGCUGCAGACGAUGAACUCCCUUUCAGCCCAUUAACCCUCGAAGACCUAAGUGUUCAACUCCCCGCUCUUUCCGAAGAAGGCGACAGCAUGCCCUGUAUCGACCUCUUGGAAGGAGACAGUGAAAUCGACCUCCAAUAUAGCCCUAUCAACGACUUACCUGCGAUGCAGCCUUCUGCUCCAAGCCCUGAAAAUAAAAAUCACUUACAAAAUCCAGCGCAACCCUCCAGUUCUAUUCCUGAAACGCAAUCGAAUUUACCAGUUUCAAACUUACCCGAUCUAGAAGAUCCUCCAACACCUGGAAACCUACCUUCUCCCAGUUCCUCUUGCCACGAUGCUCCUUCUCCAUCAGCUGAAACCUUACCUGUGUCCGACGAAACCUAUAGUAAAUUCCUGAAGUCACCUGCGAAGUCACACGAUACCCAAAUCACCGAACAUAAUGAAACCCUCUUAAAGGGAACCCAAAAGUUGAUCAUUGUACCUACCUCAAUAGACAUGGAUGACUCCAUGCCCUAUGUCCAAGAAAUUAUUGAUAAUUGUCCAGAACCCGAACGCAGUGAAUUCCUGAAAUUAGAAAGAUCCUUAAACACAUUCUUACCUCUUACAAUCGAGAACAAAACUUACCUGUUCCUAUUCACGAAAGUCCAUCACUUUGAUGAUUACUCCUACUCCGAUAUUUUUAAAUCCCUGCAAUAUGCACCAUAUUGGCCCAAGGUCACCCGGAGUUCGUCCAAGAAAUCGACUCCAGUUCUGGCAUAUACUUUGAUCCAAUUGGUGAACUCAAAAUUCGCGUAA